Laccaria bicolor S238N-H82 is the source of this 860-nucleotide messenger RNA. RefSeq lists its product as uncharacterized. Lineage: Eukaryota; Fungi; Basidiomycota; Agaricomycetes; Agaricales; Hydnangiaceae. The annotation marks the transcript as partial. The transcript has 2 exons. The record is from RefSeq and is a predicted model, not a curated record.
AGGGCGAAAUUCAACAUCAUGUCUUGGACCUGUCGAAAGACCACGACUUUAGUCGACCGACGACUUCACCUACGAACAUAGCACAUUAUGACCCAACAGAGAACAAGUCUCAUCUUGACGGGCCUGCCGACUUUCAGUUACCUCGCAAAGCAAGCCAGAUCUCUCGCAACUAUAUUCAGCAGCUAGCAGAUAUCGUUAAGCAGGAUUGUGACGCACCACCCAAGGACCGCAUCGACUUGGUUCGAUUCUUCUUCAGCGGCGAGGUGGAUUCACAUCCGUUACCCAGCACCGAAACUUGUCGCGUACUUGAUGGUCUAUGCCCUCGACAUCUCGAGGUCGUUCCCAGAAUAGAUUUUCGUCGUUUGCUUAACGGGAUGCAGACCCCUUGGCCUCUCGAGACUGUACUGAUCAACGGAGAGGAUGCAUCUAAGGGGAACCAGAGUAUCCCACGUGCAUUCAGUGGCCUUCGGGACCUCACCCUUUACGAAUGUCCUCUGUUGAGACUGAUAGCGCCGACCAGUGGAGGAGGGUUGGUUAACUUGAAAAAUCUUCGAAUCUCAGGAAGCAAUGUUAUGGACUCGCUCGUCCACAUCUCACGCGCGAACAAGGCGCUCUUCCAUUCAGUCGAGAGACUGGUGUUGUUGAGCUACUUACACCCGGCUCAAGACGCUGGAAUUUCACAUAUGCACCGAGGACAUCGAGAGUGGCUAUCAACCUACCUCAAAGCAGUCCAUCCCUCUCCCAUCGUCCCUGCCACCAUCUCUCAAACAUCUCUGGCUCACACUACCUGUAACCGAAGGAAUGAUUACAGAGAUGGACGCCUGGAAACAUUUUGCAGAAGAUGUGUCAUGGUUACCUGA